Molecule: messenger RNA, 1310 nt
Organism: Bipolaris sorokiniana ND90Pr
Lineage: Eukaryota; Fungi; Ascomycota; Dothideomycetes; Pleosporales; Pleosporaceae
Exons: 6
Coding region: 107-1213 (368 amino acids)
Biological process (GO): cytoplasmic translation
Cellular component (GO): cytoplasm
Molecular function (GO): GTPase activity; GTP binding
Source: RefSeq, a predicted model, not a curated record
UGCCGGACUACAGCCGCCACACAAAGUACAGCGAAAUAGUUACCCCCUCACCCUAGUCCUUCUCUCUCUCUAGCCUGAGCGCAUAAAUCGAGGAAAGGUCGCCAAGAUGGUGAACAUUACAGAGAAGAUCAAAGAGAUUGAGGAGGAGAUGCGGAGGACGCAGAAAAAUAAGGCUACAGAAUAUCAUCUUGGUCUACUCAAAGGAAAACUCGCUCGUCUCCGCGCACAACUGCUCGAGCCCGCAGCGGGCGCAGGUGGUGGUGGCGGAAGUGGUUUCGAUGUGUCGAAAUCAGGUGAUGCGCGUAUAGCCCUUGUUGGAUUUCCGUCGGUCGGAAAGUCGACGUUUCUCUCGAGAAUCACAAAGACCAAGUCCGAAGCUGCAUCGUACGCUUUCACUACGCUCACGGCCAUUCCUGGUGUGCUCGAGUAUGGUGGUGCGGAAAUCCAGGUCCUGGAUCUACCGGGUAUUAUUGAGGGCGCUGCCGAAGGAAAAGGGCGCGGAAGACAGGUCAUUAGUGCAGCCAAGACGAGUGACCUAAUCUGCAUGGUUCUUGAUGCUACCAAGAAGGCGGAGCAGAGGCGGUUGCUCGAGGCCGAGUUGGAGGCCGUAGGGAUCCGGUUGAACCGAUCACCACCCAACAUUUACCUCAAGCCUAAAAAAGCUGGUGGCAUGAAGAUUAGUUUUCAGGUUCCGCCAAAGUAUAUCGACGAGAAGAUGGUGUACAACAUUCUCAAGGACUACAAGAUGCUCAAUUGCGAAGUUCUAGUGCGCGACGAGAAUGUCACUGUCGAUGACUUCAUCGAUACAAUCAUGAAGGACCACCGCAAGUACAUCAAGUGUUUGUAUGUCUACAACAAGAUUGACAGCAUUGGUCUGCCGCACUUGGACGAACUAGCACGCGAGCCAAAUACGGUAGUCAUGAGUUGCGAGCUGGACCUAGGCAUUCAAGACGUGGUGGAUAGGUGUUGGGAAGAGCUGAGGCUGAUUCGAAUCUACACCAAGAGAAAGGGAUGCGAUCCGGAUUUCUCAGAGGCGUUGAUUGUGCGCCAAGGAAGCACAAUUGAGGAUGUUUGCGAUCAGGUGCACCGGACGCUCAAGGAGACGUUCAAGCAUGCACUGGUGUGGGGAGCGAGCGCCCGACAUGUGCCACAAAAGGUGGGCUUGGGCCACGUUGUGGCUGAUGAGGAUGUAGUGAGCAUUGUGGCGAAGUAGAUGUAUGUGCAUAUCGGGCGCAUUACGUCGACCCAAUGUGUCGAGCAACGAAAUGUAUUUUACAACUCCUGAAUAUCACGUACGCACAAUGCGCUCU